AUGUCGUGGCUCUCGUUCAGCACAGUCCUGCCCGCAAGACGCCUCCUGAGUCCUCUAGGACGCCUCCUGGACGCCUCCAUCUUGACCUCGACAGUUGCGGGGUAUGGGCGCAGUGUCGGAAACGAGCGCAGGAAGGAUGACGCCUCCAAAGAUGCUGGUGAUUUCGGCGAUCCCUUCAGAUUCAGCGAGUCGAUCAAUGUGGAUCGGAAUUACGAGAUCAACAACGGUCGCAUGGCAAUGUUUGCGGUGCUAGGACGCCUCCUGGACGCCUCCAUCUUGACCUCGACAGUUGCGGGGUUUGGGCGCAGUGUCGGAACGAGCGCCAGGAAGGCGUUCGACCCGGCAGUGCAGCAGGGCGUGACCGAGCCUCUCGGAUUCUUUGACCCAGCCGGCUUCAGCAAGGGCAAGGAAGAGGCAGGAUUCCGCAAUCUCAGGGUAGCUGAGCUCAAACACGGCAGAGUGGCGAUGAUGGCUUCGGUCGGAAUGGUCCUGCCGCAUUUUUGGAAGGCUCCCGGUUUUCAGGACGUGCCUUCUGGCAUUGGAGCCGUCUUCACAGAAGCGGGCGGUGCCGGCUUUGUUGCACUGUUCUUGGGGGGGGCUUGCACGAGCUGGUUCUGUGGAAGGAUGACGCCUCCAAAGACGCUGGUGAUUUUCGGCGAUCCCUUCAGAUUCAGCGAGUCGAUCAAUGUGGAUCGGAAUUACGAGAUCAACAACGGUCGCAUGGCAAUGUUUGCGGUGCUAGGACGCCUCCUGGACGCCUCCAUCUUGACCUCGACAGUUGCGGGGUAUGGGCGCAGUGUCGGAACGAGCGCCAGGAAGGCGUUCGACCCGGCAGUGCAGCAGGGCGUGACCGAGCCUCUCGGAUUCUUUGACCCAGCCGGCUUCAGCAAGGGCAAGGAUGAGGCAGGAUUCCGCAAUCUCAGGGUAGCUGAGCUCAAACACGGCAGAGUGGCGAUGAUGGCUUCGGUCGGAAUGGUCCUGCCGCAUUUUUGGAAGGCUCUCGGUUUUCAGGACGUGCCUUCUGGCAUUGGAGCCGUCGUCACAGAAGCGGGCGGUGCCGGCUUUGUUGCAUUGUUCUUGGGGGCGGGCUUGCACGAGCUGGUUCUGUGGAAGGAUGACGCCUCCAAAGACGCUGGUGAUUUCGGCGAUCCCUUCAGAUUCAGCGAGUCGAUCAAUGUGGAUCGGAAUUACGAGAUCAACAACGGUCGCAUGGCAAUGUUUGCGGUGCUAGGUCAGGUCUUCAUGAUGCCAAGCUCGUCUCCCAAUCACCGCUUGGCCAGGGUGCCUGCCCUGCGCGGUUCUAGCCCUUGGAAGGAUCAGGCAGGCAGUCGCUCCACAUCGAGCAGCACUGCGGCACGGUGUGGCGCAGCCGGUGUCCUCGCUAUCGCAGCUGCGGGGUACGGACGCAGUGUCGGACCGAGCGCCAGGAAGGCGUUCGACCCGGCAGUGCAGCAGGGCGUGACCGAGCCCCUCGGAUUCUUCGACCCAGCCGGUUUCAGCAAGGGCAAGGAUGAGGCAGGAUUCCGCAAGCUCAGGGUCGCUGAGCUCAAACACGGCAGAGUGGCGAUGAUGGCUUCGGUCGGAAUGGUCCUGCCGCAUUUUUGGACGGCUCCCGGUUUUCAGGACGUGCCCUCUGGCAUCGGAGCCGUCCUCACAGAAGCGGGCGGUGCCGGCUUUGUUGCAUUAUUCUUGGGGGCGGGCUUGCACGAGCUGGUUCUGUGGAAGGAUGACGCCUCCAAAGAUGCUGGUGAUUUCGGCGUCCCUUCAGAAUUCAGCGUAUUCGAUCAAUUUGCGGGGUAUGGGCGCAGUGUCGGAACGAGCGCCAGGAAGGCGUUCGACCCGGCAGUGCAGCAGGGCGUGACCGAGCCUCUCGGAUUCUUUAACCCAGCCGGCUUCAGCAAGGGCAAGGAUGAGGCAGGAUUCCGCAAUCUCAGGGUAGCUGAGCUCAAGCACGGCAGAGUGGCGAUGAUGGCUUCGGUCGGAAUGGUCCUGCCGCAUUUUUGGAAGGCUCCCGGUUUUCAGGACGUGCCUUCUGGCAUUGGAGCCGUCUUCACAGAAGCGGGCGGUGCCGGCUUUGUUGCACUGUUCUUGGGGGCGGGCUUGCACGAGCUGGUUCUGUGGAAGGAUGACGCCUCCAAAGACGCUGGUGAUUUCGGCGAUCCCUUCAGAUUCAGCGAGUCGAUCAAUGUGGAUCGGAAUUACGAGAUCAACAACGGUCGCAUGGCAAUGUUUGCGGUGCUAGUUGCGGGGUAUGGGCGCAGUGUCGGAACGAGCGCCAGGAAGGCGUUCGACCCGGCAGUGCAGCAGGGCGUGACCGAGCCUCUCGGAUUCUUUGACCCAGCCGGCUUCAGCAAGGGCAAGGAUGAGGCAGGAUUCCGCAAUCUCAGGGUAGCUGAGCUCAAACACGGCAGAGUGGCGAUGAUGGCUUCGGUCGGAAUGGUCCUGCCGCAUUUUUGGAAGGCUCCCGGUUUUCAGGACGUGCCUUCUGGCAUUGGAGCCGUCUUCACAGAAGCGGGCGGUGCCGGCUUUGUUGCACUGUUCUUGGGGGCGGGCUUGCACGAGCUGGUUCUGUGGAAGGAUGACGCCUCCAAAGACGCUGGUGAUUUCGGCGAUCCCUUCAGAUUCAGCGAGUCGAUCAAUGUGGAUCGGAAUUACGAGAUCAACAACGGUCGCAUGGCAAUGUUUGCGGUGCUAGGGUCGGUGGCUCGGUGGGCUCUGCCGGUCAGGUGGACCGUCCAGCGCCGGCCCCGGCGCCAGCCCCUGGCGUUCGACCCGGCAGUGCAGCAGGGCGUGACCGAGCCUCUCGGAUUCUUUGACCCAGCCGGCUUCAGCAAGGGCAAGGAUGAGGCAGGAUUCCGCAAUCUCAGGGUAGCUGAGCUCAAACACGGCAGAGUGGCGAUGAUGGCUUCGGUCGGAAUGGUCCUGCCGCAUUUCUGGAAGGCUCCCGGUUUUCAGGACGUGCCUUCUGGCAUUGGAGCCGUCUUCACAGAAGCGGGCGGUGCCGGCUUUGUUGCACUGUUCUUGGGGGCGGGCUUGCACGAGCUGGUUCUGUGGAAGGAUGACGCCUCCAAAGAUGCUGGUGAUUUCGGCGAUCCCUUCAGAUUCAGCGAGUCGAUCAAUGUGGAUCGGAAUUACGAGAUCAACAACGGUCGCAUGGCAAUGUUUGCGGUGCUAGGUCAGAUCGUUGCCGAGCUCGCCACGGGAAAAGACGCAGUGACCGGUAUCCUUGCUAUCGCAGUUGCGGGGUAUGGGCGCAGUGUCGGAACGAGCGCCAGGAAGGCGUUCGACCCGGCAGUGCAGCAGGGCGUGACCGAGCCUCUCGGAUUCUUUAACCCAGCCGGCUUCAGCAAGGGCAAGGAUGAGGCAGGAUUCCGCAAUCUCAGGGUAGCUGAGCUCAAGCACGGCAGAGUGGCGAUGAUGGCUUCGGUCGGAAUGGUCCUGCCGCAUUUUUGGAAGGCUCCCGGUUUUCAGGACGUGCCUUCUGGCAUUGGAGCCGUCUUCACAGAAGCGGGCGGUGCCGGCUUUGUUGCACUGUUCUUGGGGGCGGGCUUGCACGAGCUGGUUCUGUGGAAGGAUGACGCCUCCAAAGACGCUGGUGAUUUCGGCGAUCCCUUCAGAUUCAGCGAGUCGAUCAAUGUGGAUCGGAAUUACGAGAUCAACAACGGUCGCAUGGCAAUGUUUGCGGUGCUAGGUCAGAUCAUUGCCGAGCUCGCCACGGGAAAAGACGCAGUGAGUCAAUUGAUGGGCUAG
Molecule: messenger RNA, 3750 nt
Organism: Prorocentrum cordatum
Lineage: Eukaryota; Dinophyceae; Prorocentrales; Prorocentraceae
Source: the annotation of a GenBank genome assembly